Messenger RNA from Eptesicus fuscus (big brown bat), 3325 nucleotides. It is a transcript of the gene CHFR, whose product is annotated as checkpoint with forkhead and ring finger domains. The coding region runs from base 182 to 2161 and encodes 659 amino acids. Gene Ontology annotation, molecular function: protein binding; ubiquitin-protein transferase activity. NCBI's taxonomy places the organism in Eukaryota, Metazoa, Chordata, Mammalia, Chiroptera, Vespertilionidae. The record is from RefSeq and is a predicted model, not a curated record. Gene Ontology annotation, biological process: mitotic cell cycle checkpoint signaling; ubiquitin-dependent protein catabolic process; protein ubiquitination. The transcript has 17 exons. Gene Ontology annotation, cellular component: nucleus.
GGCGGCGGCGGCGGCGGCGCGGCCGGUUCCGGGUUCGGCGCGGGGCGGGGGCUAAGCCGGGCGGGUGGCUCGCGGGAGGCGGCGCGGCGGAGGCGCUGAGGCCCGGAGGCCACGGGGCGGAGCCGCGGGCAGCCGCCCGUCCCGACGUUUCCGGGUCCGAGUCUCGACAGAUGUGAAUCCGAUGGAGCAGCCCGGGGACGGCGAGCAGCCGCCUCCGCAGCAGCCGUGGGGGCGGCUCCUCCGCCUGGGCGCCGAGGAGGGCGAGCCGCCCGUUCUCCUGCGGAAACGGGAGUGGACCUUCGGGCGGAAGAGAGGUUGCGACCUUUCGUUUCCGGGCAAUAAGCUGGUCUCUGGAGAUCACUGUAAAAUCAUUUGGGAUGAGAAAUCUGGGCAGGUGCUGCUGGAAGAUACCAGCACCAACGGCACGGUGAUUAACAUGCUGAAGGUUGUGAAGAAGCAGACUUGUCCUUUGCGGACGGGCGAUGUCAUCUACGUGGUGUACAGGAAGAACGAGCCAGAGCACAACGUGGCGUACCGCUACGAGGCGUUAAGUGAAAAGCCAGGCGUGGCACAGGACUCCUUUGAAGCCACAAAGGAAAACGUGUUCCAUGCGACCAAAGAUACCUCAGGUGCAGGGCGAGGGGACCAGCCCCAGGGCCUGCCGUCGUCGCCCACCACUCAGGCGUGCUUUGAGGAACCACAGCCAUCGACGUCCACGUCGGACCUCUUCCCCACGGCCUUUGCCUCUUCCAUGGACCCCCCCGCAGGGCGAGUGCCACCCUCCGGCUCUGCUGCCGGAGGUGCCAGCGUCUCCCCGGAAGGGUGCGGUGCACCCGUGACCAGUGAUGAGCCCUCCAGCAUCCCGUCAGCUGUCCCCAGAGAAGGAGCAUCCCCUCCUCCAUCGGAACCGCAGGAUCAGGAGGGCCUGGAGCCCAUUACGAAGAGAAUGAGAGGAGAUGAGGAGCCCAACCUGAAACUGCCUUUGCUGGUCGCAGACCAGGGUCGGGACACCCAUGGCACCCUCGAGGAGGUCAGAGCUGCCGCCGAGAAGCCUGACAAGAUGGAGGAGACGCUCACGUGCAUCAUCUGCCAGGACCUGCUGCACGACUGCGUGAGCCUGCAGCCCUGCAUGCACACCUUCUGCGCGGCCUGCUACUCGGGCUGGAUGGAGCGCUCCACGCUGUGCCCCACGUGCCGCUGCCCCGUCGAGCGGAUCUGUAAAAACCACAUCCUCAACAACCUGGUGGAGGCGUACCUGCUCCAGCACCCAGACAAGAGUCGCAGCGAGGAAGACGUGCGGAGCAUGGCCACCAGGAACAAGAUCACUCAGGACAUGCUGCAGCCCAAAGUCAGGAGGUCUUUCUCGGACGAGGAGGGCAGUUCGGAGGACCUGCUGGACCUGUCCGAUGUGGACAGCGAGUCCUCGGAUGUUAGCCAGCCGUACAUCGUGUGCAGACAGUGCCCUGAGUACCGAAGGCAGGUGGGGCCGCCCCUGCUCUGCUCGGGGCCAGGCAGCGAGCAGGGGCCACCGCAGGCCUCUGGCGACACACCGUCGACAUCUGCCAGCACCACGACAGCCCAGGAUUACGUGUGCACCCUGCAAGGAAGCCACGCCAUAUGCACCUGCUGCUUCCAGCCCAUGCCCGACCGGAGGGCAGAGCGUGAGCAGGACCCCCGCAUCGCCCCCCAGCAGUGUGCCGUCUGCCUGCAGCCCUUCUGUCACCUGUACUGGGGCUGCGCCCGGACCGGCUGCCUCGGCUGCCUGGCCCCCUUCUGUGAACUCCACCUGGGCGACAGGUGUCUGGACGGGGUGCUGAACAACAACAACUACGAGUCCGACAUCCUGAAGAACUACCUGGCGGCCAGGGGUUUGACGUGGAAGAACGUGCUGACUGAGAGCCUGGUGGCUCUGCAGAGGGGAGUGUUCCUACUGUCUGAUGACAGAGUCACGGGCGGCACCGUGCUGUGCUACUGCUGCGGCCUGCGAAGCUUCCGGGAGCUGGCCUACCAGUAUCGGCAGAACAUUCCGGCCUCUGAGUUGCCAGUGGCUGUGACUUCCCGUCCCGACUGCUAUUGGGGUCGCAACUGCCGCACUCAGGUGAAGGCCCACCAUGCGAUGAAAUUCAAUCAUAUCUGUGAACAGACGAGGUUCAAGAACUAAGCGCUUGAGGAUGCACCAAGAUGGCUUGGAAGUGCAGGGGUCAAUGACAGCGUGUUUCAGGAAAUACUAAAUAUGAACAUUUUAAGGGCAUUUUACACUUCCCUCAGGGCAUGCUGGGGGUCUGUGCAUCCAGCACUCGGGUGUGACUUUUUCUGUGGAGGAGACCCUCUCAGUGAGGCGCAGCAGCCGCCUGGGGCACACAACUGUCCGCUGAGCUUGGGGCCGCCCGAAGUGCUUCAGCCAGAAUAGCCACCAGCCGCCCCCCUCCUGAGAUGGUGGUGAGCAGGUUUGCUCUGUACCUUCCCCACACUAUGGUUAAAACGCACAUCUCUCUUCAGGAAAAGUUCCAUGGCAGAGAGAGGACAGUUGGUCAGAAACAUUCUGUUGUUUAAGGAAAAGGUUUACAGGCUGUGCAGUGCCCCAUGGGAAACCAGUAGUUUCUUAUAUGCUUUUUGUUUUAAUAGGGUUGAUGCUUAUCUUCUAGUAAGAUUUAAAAUGCCACAAACUAUAGCACAAGUAAUAUAAUUUAUAUAAUUUACAAGUUGACAAAAAUUGGGGUAGUAUGGUAUUGAAAGCAUAAACGUGUUUCUCUGUAUUAAUAAAAACGUCGCCAGGUGUCCAGAACUGCUAACCCUGGACCCUGACAGUGCACGGCCCCUCCCAGGCGUGGGCGAGCUGGGUUGCCACCACGCUGAGCCCACAAGGAAGCAAAGUGCUGGCCCUGCUGCUCCUCCCUCAGCAUAGCUGCGGGCCCCACCCAGUGUCCCCAUGUUCCUCAUUCCUUCCUGUGGGGCCGUGGCCAUGGGCGGCCAAAGUGCCAGUUGCAGGUCAGCCCUGGUGGCACCACGACCUCCCUGGAGCAGUCUCUUCCUUCCCACCAGGAGCACGAGGGGCCUUUUUUCCCACUGGUCCUUGCCCUGUCCUCCAGCGUUGGGUUUGCUGUCAUCUGGAAUAAUACUUGAAGUUUUGUUAUUUGUAAAAGAAAAAAUGUUUUUUAUUUUUUGUUAAGAUCACCUGUUAUGUUUGUUUGCAAAAUUGUAACCUUCUUGCUUCUCAGGAAUACAACGGUUGUCUUGCUCUUGAUACAGACUGAGAAGCAGCAGUGUGUGUGAGAGAAGGCUGCCUUCCCACAUCCAAUAAACAAGCCGCAUCUGUUUCUCUCUC